CGAUAAGCUAGCAUUCCAAUAAAGUGUAGAAUAUUAUGUUCAGCGUUUAUUAUUUGUGAUGAAAGAGUGCAAAAAUCCAGUGUAGAACCGUGAAGAGACCAUCCAGACCCACUCACCCGCGCCACAAUGUACUGUCUGCAGUGUCUGCUGCCCGUGCUACUCAUCCCGCGGCCCGCGAACGCCGCGUUCUCGCACACGCACUUCCUCUUCGUGCUGCUCUACCUGGUGAACUUCUUCCUGGAGCGCAAGCCCUGCACGAUCUGCAGCGUGAUCUUCCUCACGGCGGUCUUUCUGCUGUGCUACAGCGGCAUCGGGAACUGCUUCCUCUGGCCCAGCAAUUGCGACGCCGCCCAAAUGUGCGACAACGGAUAGA
Phlebotomus argentipes is the source of this 373-nucleotide messenger RNA. It is a transcript of the gene bc10, whose product is annotated as bladder cancer-associated protein. Bases 127 to 372 code for a protein of 81 amino acids. The transcript is spliced from 2 exons. Lineage: Eukaryota; Metazoa; Arthropoda; Insecta; Diptera; Psychodidae. The record is from RefSeq and is a predicted model, not a curated record.